Molecule: messenger RNA, 3925 nt
Organism: Loxodonta africana (African savanna elephant)
Lineage: Eukaryota; Metazoa; Chordata; Mammalia; Proboscidea; Elephantidae
Gene: PPP1R3A
Product: protein phosphatase 1 regulatory subunit 3A
Exons: 4
Coding region: 1-3372 (1123 amino acids)
Biological process (GO): regulation of glycogen biosynthetic process
Cellular component (GO): protein phosphatase type 1 complex
Molecular function (GO): glycogen binding; protein phosphatase 1 binding
Source: RefSeq, a predicted model, not a curated record
AUGGAGCCUUCUGAAGCAACUAGUCAAAUUAGCAAAGAUAACUUUUUAGAAGUUCCUAAUUUAUCCGAUUCUCUUUCUGAAGAUGAAGAAGUUAAAGCUACUUUCAAACCUGGUUUCUCCCCUCAACCAAGUAGACGAGGUUCUGAUUCUUCUGAAGACAUGUGCAUGGACACCCCAUCUUCAGGUACGAGAAGAGUUUCAUUUGCUGAUAACUUUGGAUUCAGUCUUGUGUCUGUUAAAGAAUUUGAUUGCUGGGAAUUACCAAGUAGUUCAACCAAUUUGGACUUAAAUAAGGACAUUUUUCAUACAGAAGAAUAUGUUUUAUCUCCACUAUUUGAUUUGCCUUCUUCAAAAGAAGAUCUUAUGCAAAAACUUCAAGUACAGAAAGCAGUACUGGAAUCAACUGAGUGUCUUCCUGGGUCUACAAGUAUGAAGGGAAUUAUUCGAGUUCUGAAUAUUUCUUUUCAGAAGUUAGUUUAUGUGAGAAUGUCCUUAGAUGACUGGCAGACAUACUAUGACAUCUUAGCAGAAUAUGUCCCUAAUUCAUGUGAUGGUGAAACUGACCAGUUUUCCUUUAAGAUUUUGUUGGUUCCUCCUUAUCAAAAAGAUGGCAGUAGAGUUGAGUUUUGUAUACGUUAUGAAACUUCUGUUGGUACAUUUUGGUCAAAUAACAAUGGUGUAAAUUAUACAUUGGUUUGUCAAAAGAAAGAACAAGAGCUGGAACCUGUAAAACCUAAGGAAGAAGUAUCUAGUAGACACAUGAAAGGCUGCUUAAAGGUAAAAUCAAGUAAAGAAGAAUCAUCGGUGACAUCAGAAGGGAAUAACUUUGAGGAUUCAAAGGUUAUAGAUACCUAUAUCCCAACAAUUGUUUGUUCUGCUGAUGACAAGGAAGACUUGGAGACUGGUAAUCAAAAUGCAAAAGACGUAAACAGGGAACAUGAUGAACAUAAUGAAAAAGAAUUAGAGUUGAUGAUAAAUGAACGCUUAAUACGAACUAGACGUACUCCUCCCAGAGAUGAAAAGAAUACAUUUUCAACAGAUCCAGUCAAUUUUCCAAAUAAAGCUGAAGGGUUGGAGAAGAAAAUCCGCCAUGAGAUAUGUACUGACUUGUUCGAAAGGCCUUUGUCUCCAAGUUCAUCAGCAGAAAGCUCCUUACAGAGAGAUUUUUACUACAAUGAAAAAUAUUCCUCAGGAAAUGAGUGUAGUUAUCAACCAUCAGAGAAAAUUACCUCAGGUAUGGGAGAAAUCAAGCCAUCAUUGGGAGAUGCUAGCAGUGAUGAAUUAGUGCAAUUAUGCGUCAGCAGCAAAGAACUGGAUGAUAAUGCUAAUCCAGCCCAAGAGAGGGGCAGAGUGCAAAUAUCCUGUCCCUUCCCAGAUCAACUAAUGGCAGGCAGCCUUAAGAAAAAACAUAAAGGAGAAGCUAAGAAAAUUGAAAUAAAAGAUCGGGAAUGUUUAAGAAGAGAUUUCCAUUCAGGAGAAUCUGCAUAUCUGGAAGAAACAACACGAAAAGGAUCUUCCAGGGAAGAUUAUGGCAGUGGUGAGGAUAAGGAAGAGCAAAGAAUACAUUUAAGUCUUCAUGAAAAAGAAAACAGCAAUUUUCAAUCAGACUUCCAUGACCAAGAAAGGAAGACAGGCCACUCUCAAAUAAGUGUGGAAGUAUUAGGAGCUAGUAGCAAAGACCUAACUGCUCUGUUGAGCAAGGAGACCACAAUUCCCAGCCGGCCAAUAACAGCAGAUACGUUUCCUUCACCAAGGACACAUUUAAGUUGGGAAGAAGUUGUGGUAACAACCCCAGAGCGUGAUUUCAUGACCAGUGGAGGCACGACUUUAGGAGGGAUGCCGGGGCAAGUCUGUUCACCAAGAAAUGAAAAUGCUUUGAGGAAUGAUUAUCCUUUCCAAGUUGAAGAAGAAAAAUCAGAUUGGGUUAAUCCUGAAGAUCAGAAGAAGAACACACGGCAUAAACUCAGUUGGAAUGUUCUAGAAAGUCAGAGAAAAGCAAGAGAGAGUAAGACAAAUGUAGCAGAACAGGUCACAAAACAAGCAGAUUGUGAAGACAUAUGGGAAAAGAGAGAUAACACAAGGAGUUUGAAAGGUACUUCUACAGAAUUGUUUACCUGCCAAGAAACAGUAAGCUGUGAACUGUCUUCGCUAGCUGAUCAUGGUAUUACUGAGAAAGCAGAAGCAGGUACAGCUUAUAUAAUUAAGACAACAUCAGAAAGUACUCCAGAAAGCAUGUCUGCUGGAGAAAAAGCAAUAAUUGCUAAGCUACCUCAAGAGACAGCAAGAAGUGACAGGCCCAUCGAGGAAAGGGAAACAGCGUUUGAUCCACAUGAAGGGAGGGAUGAUGACUCACAUUAUACCCUUUGUCAACAGAAUACAGGAGCUGUAAUCUAUGACAAUGAUUUUGAAAAGAAAUCACAUUUAGGUAUUUGUAAUGUACAUGUAGAUGAAAUGGAGAAGGAAGAAACCAUGUCUAUGUACAAGCCUGGGAAGACACAUGACAGGGAGAAAAGUAGCACUGGAAAUAUAACAUCUGUAGAAGAAUCCUUACAGGCCAUUACAGGGCACCAUAAAGCAGCUUUGAAAAGGGAUUUACACUUGGAAAUGUUGCCAACAGAUGAAAAAAUGUUUUCAGAAAAUAGAGAUGAUGGGAAAGUCCAAGAAUUAUCAAUGAAAACAGACUUAGAUGUCCUCACUCCUUCUGCUUUUAGCUCAGACACUAAUAGAGCUUCUCAGAAUGGUUCUGACAUUUCUAAUCACCAUACUAAAACUUCAGUGCCAUCUGACAAACAGACAACUGCCGCAGAGAAUGCAGUUACUACUGUGGCUAUCCAUUCUAUUUCUAAUAAAUCAGAAAAUAAUUGUAAUCCAACAAGUGAAAUCCAGGAUGUUGAGAAGCACCCUCAUCCUGGGUCUAUAGCUGAAGAAGUUCCCAAAAGCUCAGGAAAAGUGGCAUCCAGUUGUAGAGGAGAAAGAUGCAUAGGCCAGGUUUUCCAACAAGGAGAAUGCAGUGUGGAAAAAUCUCUAGGGCCAAUGAUUUUAGUCAGUGAACCUUUUGAGAACAAGGAAGAAGCAAGGCAUGGCAAUGAAGGGUUACUAAACUCCGAAAAAUCAUUAUGCUCUUCAGGUAACAAGGAAUGUGAAAAUUCUGCCUCUACUAGUCCCCCGGCCGAAGAAGGUCAAGCUCAAUGCAGUGAAUCUCUGCUUUCAAGAUACAUCAACUCAAAAAUACCUUAUUUCCUUUUGUUUCUGGUAUUUCUUGUAACCAUCUACCACUAUGAUUUAAUGAUUGGCUUGGCAUUCUACCUUUUUUCAUUGUACUGGCUAUCCUGGGAAGGGGGGAGACAAAAGGAGUCUGUCAAAAAGAAGUAACCUCAGCAAUAUUACUUUUCUCUCUUAAAACGUAACGUAUUUAGUCCCAAACAUUUGGAUUGGUGAAACAGGCUAUUCAUUGUUCAAAGAGCCAGCGCAGUUUUUCUCUUGAAGGAUCAUUUAAAAAGGAAUGCGUAUGAAGUUUGCUCCUUCAUAUAAGUAAUUAUUCUAUAUAGGACCAUUAUGUUUGGAUCAUUAAAUACCUAUAUGAAUAUGAGAUCUGAAGCACGUCAAGUUGAAAUUAGGUACAGCUGUUGCUCCUUAGCAGGUUAUGAAGUUGCAAUGCUUCACAUCUCUUCACUACUUAAAGUGCCAUUUCUUACAUUCAUUUCUUUUGCCGUAAAGCUUCUUUUUUUUUUUUCCUGAGAGUAUUUUUCCCCCUACAGCUUUUAAAACUAGAAAAAAAUGGACAAUGGCAGAAGGACAUUUUUGGUCUUUUAGUAUUGACCAUGAAAUUUGCAUUUACCACUGUAUCAUUUAUUGUCACCUUUUGAUAGCUCAAAUCUCUCACUUUGCAUUUCUUAUUUCUAAGAACAACACCCAUGUAUACUGA